AUGUCGGGGAUCUACCCGGGUACGUCGUCCCCUGUGCGAUAGGGAAGUGUGCUGGGGUGCAAGCCCACACGCGGCAACUGCUCCGUCAGUCUCACGUCUUGGAUUCGGUCUCGAAACGUCGGAGACACCUGCCCUGUGGGGUCGUGCGCGGCAACGCCGACGGGGGGCGUGUUCGCAUUAGUAGGCAGCCCUUCGGGCGUUGCUAGUAGCUUAUCUCGAGGCUGCACUCGUGUUCCUGUUGCUUGUGGUUGGCUGUAUUGCCGCAAUCUGUCCGCAUACUCGUACACCGCGUGCAGUGUGCCCGUAACUAACCCGUCCUGGGGGUGGCGCCCGACUCCGCAGAGCCUCAGUAUGUGUUAAGCGAGCCAGCGACGGCGAUCCUGUCCGACACGCGUCAGACCAGCCUCACCCCGGCCGCUCUGGCCAUCAUCAACUACACUCUCGAUGAGCUCUUGCAGCUCUGGGUUCAUGCCGCGCUUACUCAAUCUCCCUCGACACCGACCACCUCGAUCACCUCGGGCGCCCCGCCGACGAGCGCGCCUUCCAGGUCGGGCCCAAGCCCGCUCGGACCUUCGGACGCUUUCACCACCGAGAGACUCAAGGCCGGUGUCAUUCGCGUCCUCGGACCUUUGGGCAAGAACAGCGUGCUUGAGGCCGAGCUGGCCGUUCGCGAGUUGCUGAGGAUGAGCGCCCCGAGCCUUCGAGCCGAUCCGGCACUGCGCAGGGCCCAGCCAACGAUUACUUCGAGUGCGACGUCAAGGGACGCAGUUUCGGCUCAACAAAUUGUAACUCAAGCUGACACAAUAUUCCGUGCCCUGAGGGAUUGGCUGAUGAUCAUCUCGGGACUUGGGGGUGAGUCAGAAGGCACGAAUAUUUGCCAGUACAGAGCAUUGUGCGAUACUGACUCCUGUUGGAUCCCAGCUGCUUGUCCAAAUGGUGGUCCCACCAAACUUGGCAAUCAUCUUCGUGCGCUUUCUCCAUCUCCGCCUCCUCCCGAGAACAGUAAGUCGCUCAUUCACUGAAAAUGCACUCGUCUCGGAAGAGCCGCUGACGUUCGGCCGAUAACACCCCACGCCACCUAGAUUCUCCUCAUCUCACGUUCAUGCUCGUGCUCUAUGCCGAGAGGUGUCUUUCCCAUGUCGCCGAGCAUUUGAUCCGAGCUGUAGGACAAGUCAACCAGCGUGGGCUCUCGGAGGCCGUCGAUCUACGGGACGUGGAGCUGGCCUUUGCAGAGGACGAUUUGAUUUGGUCCUGGCUGAGGGGGAUGCGGAUCCGUGGGCAUCUUGAGGCCGAAGUUGCCGCGUCAAAGUCGAUCGACUCGCCGACUAAUCUGUCUCGAAACCCCAAACUCACGAGCUCGCCGAAGCUGGGCCGGCCUUCCAGCCUCCAUCGGUCAAGCUACGAUUCGAAAAUCGGGUCCAUCUCAAGCGUCAAGGGCGAUGGCCUGCCCAGUCCCACUCUAGCGGUAGAUUCGGUCAGUCCCAGUCCAUUUUGUAGCUGAUUCAAGCACGAAGCUGACGACGAGAUCUCCUGUUUAGCAGACUCUGGACGACUUCGAGUCACUGCUGCAAGACAAUCGCACGAUGAAGUUGUCCUUGACCCCCGACCGGCUGCGGACGAUGGAACGACUCGGAGAUUCAGGGCGAAACCAACUGAACGGCUCAGGUGUUGAUGCGUCAGGGGAGUCUGCGCUCUCUCGAGUCAGCAUCAACUCGACCGCUACUCCAAUCCCAGUCAAGCGGCUCCAGGCUCGAUCCCCACGACCGCCCGAUGAGCUCGAAGUGCUUCAAGAGGAUCCACUCAUCGACAUCCUCAACUCGCCCCCGCCCUGGAGCAGGCAGUCAUCGAAUGAUAAUAACCCUACCGGCGCCGGAUCUGGCUCGGUUCCCAUGAGAGUACAAGACUCGCAAAGUUCGAACGCCAGUUCCGACAUCGAGCCCGUCGUGAUUGAAGGUCCAAACGCGCGAAUGAGAGGAAUAAGGGCCAAAGACGAGCGCGAGGAUCUCUUGUCCGAACGUCAGGUCAACAACGACUUGGUCGACUUCUUCAGCGCGCCUCCACCUAGACCCUCGGACACGCAGAGCAUUGCCUCGGCCGCCCCUUCGUACGCCACAAAUGCACCGUCGGCCUCACCGGCUACUGUCACGAAUCGCAUUGGCGACGCUCCACCCUCGCCUAGUCCCGUCAAGAAGCGCGGCGGAUUCCGGACGCUCUUCAGCAAAUCCAAAGUGGCUGCUUCGAACUCGGAGGAGAGCCUGUCGACGACCAGAACGUCGACUGAUGCUUCCGCCUCGUCGUCGCCGAACAGCAAGAACCAAUCGUUCCAAUCAAGGAAUGCCAAACCUUCUGCCGAGAUGGUGUCGGCGGCGGCUCUACUGGCGACGGGCUUCUCGGAAACGACCGUUCGUCAAGUCGCACAACCCGUGCAGCGCCUCUCUUCUCUGGAUCGACAAGCCUCAGCUGGAUACAGCGGCUCGGAGAUGGCGAGUGCUACGACGUCAGCCGUCUCGCAAGCACAGAUGCAGCGAAAUCGAAGUGAAUCCACCGAGCCUCCGACCAGGCCUCCCCCGCGUCUUCCCCCAGGCCUUAGUGAAGAACCGGGAUCAUACCAGACCAUCGUACCUUCGCGUGAAACGGCGUCUUCUCUUCGCUCUCGUGGAUCGAUUUCCUCGCCGCAGGUCGUUGACGGUACGACCUCUCAAACGUCGCGGUCACGAGCUCCGUCCCAUGACGCCACUUCUGCUACCGACUCUAUGGCUGGAGAGCACUUGAGCGUAACUCGUGGGAUAAGCAAUACUGCUGAUGGCGUCUUGUUGGGGGCUGCAUCUGCGGGCACCGCUGGCUUAGCCCUUGCUCGCCCCGAGAAGAGUCGCUCGUGGGAACCUACGGCUGGAACGGUGGCGACGCAGACCGAUCGGAUAUCGACAACCGAUGCUUCACCUUCCCCGGUCACCUAUCACGACGAUGCGGACCCGUGGAAGCGAGAUGACUUGGUCGACUUGCGUCGACGGAUGGCAGCUGCUUCUACCAAGGACGAGGCGCUCGAACUCUUUGAUCAACAGUUCGGCACUGGAAACGCCGCUACUGUCGAGCCUGCGGCACUGGUCACGAAUGGGAAGGUGUCGAACGGGUUGAGCGGUCUUGUAGGUGCGGCUGUGAUGGCCCCUUUGGCCGCGGUUGCGGCUGCUGGGGCCACCCUCUUCGGCACGAACCAUGACUCGACAUCCAAGGUUGAGCCAGCGGAAUCGAGUCCAGCGCCUGACGCCGGCGAGUUGCACUUGACACCGGAUCAGGCCCAAUACGACGAACGUGUCCAAGCCGCCAUAUUUGACUACUUCCUCUCCGGUGGACAGCCCGCAUACGAACCCAACCCUCAACAUGAUCAGAAAGCGGGAGUAGGGGCGGAGGCGGAGGAUUCUGAAUCCGAAGCCUCCGAGGAAGUCGAUCCCGCACCGCCGAUCGGUGGACAGUCGACCGAGAUCGAGGGCUUGGUGGAGAAGCAUCGCAAGACUGGUGGAUUCGAACCCCCAGUGGAACCAUCUCAGGCAGGCCUCAUUGUAUGA
Molecule: messenger RNA, 3563 nt
Organism: Microbotryum saponariae
Lineage: Eukaryota; Fungi; Basidiomycota; Microbotryomycetes; Microbotryales; Microbotryaceae
Source: the annotation of a GenBank genome assembly